Mangifera indica (mango) is the source of this 1540-nucleotide messenger RNA. RefSeq names its product pentatricopeptide repeat-containing protein At5g03800-like. The transcript has a single exon. Gene Ontology annotation, biological process: RNA modification. Gene Ontology annotation, molecular function: RNA binding; protein binding. Lineage: Eukaryota; Viridiplantae; Streptophyta; Magnoliopsida; Sapindales; Anacardiaceae. Bases 538 to 1299 code for a protein of 253 amino acids. The record is from RefSeq and is a predicted model, not a curated record.
AUUGAGUUAUUUCUCAAGAUGCGAGAUGAAGGUAUUGAGCCUAAUGAACACAAUUUUGUUGCUAUUUUGACUGCUUGUAUUAGACUUUUGAACUUGAAUUUUGGUUCACAAGUUCAUGGUUUGAUAGUCAAAAUGGGCUAUUUGGACAAUGUUUUUGUUGCUAAUGUGCUUAUGGGACUUUAUGGUAAAUUUAGUGGAUUGAUGGAGUAUGUAGUUAAAGUGUUUGAUGAAAUGUCUCAACGAGACAUUGCGUCUUGGAAUACUGUGAUUUCUAGCGUGGUUAAGAAGCUUAAGUAUGAGAAAGCAUUUGAAUUGUUCCGUGAUAUGAAGAGAAAUGAUGAUUUUAGAGUUGAUUAUAUCACAAUUUCGACCCUUUUGACGGCUUUGACUGGAAGUUUUAGUUGCAUGGAAGGCCAAUCUCUUCGUGCUCAUGCUAUUAGAAUUGGGUUAUAGUGCAAUUUGAGUGUCAACAAUGGGCUUAUUGGGUUCUACACCAAGUGUGGAAGUGUAAAAGAUGUGGAGGCCAUAUUUGAGAGGAUGCCUAUUAGAGAUGUUAUUACUGGGACGGAGAUGGUAAUAGCCUACAUGGAAUUUGGGGUAGUGGAUUCUACAGUGGAGACAUUUGAUAUGAUGCCAAAGAAGAAUUGUAUUUCGUACAAUGCUCUUCUAGCUGGAUUUUGUAAGAAUAGCAAAGGCAUGAGAGCAAUUGAUUUUUAUGUUAAGAUGGUGGAGGAAGGUUUAGUCUUAAUGGAUUUCACUUUGACCAGCGUUAUUAACGUUUGUGGGUCACUCGCAGAAGUAAAAUUGAGUGAGCAAAUUCAUGGGUUCGUUUUAAAGUUUGGUUUUGGUUCAAAUGCUUGCAUUGAAGCAACAUUUUUGGAUAUGAUGACAAGGUGUAAGAGGAUGGCAGAUGCUGAGAAGAUGUUCCACCAAUGGCCAUCAUAUCAGGAAAGCUCCAUAAUUUGGACAUCGAUGUUAUGUGGGUAUGCUCAAAAUGGGCAACCAGAACACGCAAUUUCUCUUUACCACCACAGCUCUGGAAAAUUAUCAAAUAUUGUCACAACUUUUGUGCUUACUAAUUGUCAGAAGUUUUUUAUCAAAAGGCAGAACGUACUUCCCUUUGAAAUCGCUCAAGAGAGUUUUGCAGCAAUGAAGGUGAAGUAUCCUAGCUUUCACCUUGAGGAUAAGGUGAUUCUUGUUGGGCAAGGUAUUGUUAAGACUUCAUAUAAUGGCAAGGCACAAAACGAAGGCACACCACAAAAGCAAGACAGAGAGGAAGACACAAAAGCAAGGCAGUAACUGGACCACUAUGAAAAUGCAGACACGUGGCAAAUAAAAUCAACGGUAGUUAGAGGAGAAAAGGGUAUAAAAAUAUAAGAAAAGGAGGAGAGAGGGAGGAGACAUUUUUCAGGAAAAAAUAAGCAGCUUCAGCUGAGAAGGAGAGUACUUAGCCUCUCGAAAGCUAGGCGAUAUGGGGAGAAAAAUCAGAAAGCAAAGAGGAGAAGGAGAGCCCAGCCUGGUGGUGGAGUCCUGAGCUGGA